This is a messenger RNA of Penicillium expansum, 1185 nucleotides long. Its product is annotated as 40S ribosomal eS8 domain-containing protein. NCBI's taxonomy places the organism in Eukaryota, Fungi, Ascomycota, Eurotiomycetes, Eurotiales, Aspergillaceae. The record is from RefSeq and is a predicted model, not a curated record. The transcript is spliced from 3 exons. The coding region runs from base 1 to 1185 and encodes 394 amino acids. Gene Ontology annotation, biological process: maturation of SSU-rRNA from tricistronic rRNA transcript (SSU-rRNA, 5.8S rRNA, LSU-rRNA); translation. Gene Ontology annotation, cellular component: ribosome; cytosolic small ribosomal subunit. Gene Ontology annotation, molecular function: structural constituent of ribosome.
AUGUCGUCCAAAGACUUCAUCAUCAAGCACAUGAACGCCGACCACCAAGAGUCUCUCAUACUAUUCCUACAAGCCUACUGCGGUAUCACAUCCACCCAAGCCAAAAACGCCCACCUGGAAGAACUCAGCACCUCAAACCUGAUCAUCACCGCUCAUGGUACCCGCUACAGCGUCCCCAUUGAACCCGCGAUGAAGAAUUACUCGGAGGCACGCGGCCGAAUGGUCGCCAUGCACAAGGAAAGCCUGAAGCGUCUGGGCCGCAGCGAGAUUACACUCACAGAGUACCGUGCCCCGCGCGGUAUCCAGGCUGUCAUCUUUGUGCUGUGUGCGUUGUUCUACGUCACCUGCUUCCAGCGCAGCAACCUGCAGCCUGGCUCGGAUCUCUACGAGUACUUGGAGCUCCAGCGUGUACCCUGGUUUCCGCGUCUCGUCUGCAUUCUCCAGCCGUACGUCGUGGGUAUUCAUAUCAUCGAGACCGUCGCGCUGGUUGUGACUCAGUUGAAGCCCCUGAAUGUGCCUGUUCUGUCGGGAUUGUGGUGGAAGUGGGUUGCGUCGUGUUUCACCCCUCCAUCAAUCGCAAACAUGGGUAUUUCUCGGGAUUCUCGCCACAAGCGCAGCGCCACUGGUGCCAAGCGCGCUCACUACCGCAAGAAGAGAGCGUUCGAGAAGGGCCGCCAGCCCGCCAACACCCGUAUUGGCACCAAGCGCAUCCACCUUGUCCGCACCCGUGGUGGCAACCAGAAGUUCCGUGGUCUCCGUCUCGAGUCCGGUAACUUCUCGUGGGGCUCCGAGGGUAUCUCCCGCAAGACCCGUGUCAUUGGAGUGUCCUUCCACCCCUCCAACAACGAGCUGGUCCGCACAAACACCCUGACCAAGUCCGCCGUUGUCCAGAUUGACGCUGCCCCCUUCCGUCAGUGGUACGAGGCUCACUACGGUCAGCCCAUCGGCCGUAGACGCCAGCAGAAGACUGAGGCUACCGAGGAGAAGAAGUCCGCCUCCGUCGCCAAGAAGCAGGCUGCCCGCUUCGCUGACUCCGGUAAGACUGAGUCCGCUAUCGAGCGCCAGUUCGAGUCCGGUCGUCUGUUCGCCGUUGUUGCCUCGCGCCCCGGCCAGUCCGGCCGCUGUGACGGUUACAUUCUGGAGGGUGAGGAGCUUGCUUUCUACCAGAAGGCUAUCCGCAAGUAA